Lycium ferocissimum is the source of this 1386-nucleotide messenger RNA. RefSeq lists its product as uncharacterized. The transcript has 5 exons. The record is from RefSeq and is a predicted model, not a curated record. The coding region runs from base 1 to 1386 and encodes 461 amino acids. NCBI's taxonomy places the organism in Eukaryota, Viridiplantae, Streptophyta, Magnoliopsida, Solanales, Solanaceae.
AUGCCAGAUCUACCCAAAUAUGAUGGCACCACAGAUCCACAAGAGCAUGUGAUUGUAUACACAUGUGCUGUUAACGGGAAUGAUAUGCAGCCAGACGAGGUUGAAUCCGUUCUACUCAAAAUGUUUGGUGAAACAUUGUCCAAAGGGAAAAUGACUUGGUAUUCACUGCUUCCGGAACACUCGAUUCAUUCUUUUGAGAUGCUUGCAGAUGCAUUUAUCAAAGCGCAUGCUGGAGCAAAGAAGGUGUCAGCAAGGAAGGCAGAUAUCUUCAUGAUUUCCCAGGGUAAUACUGAAUUGCUUCGUGAGUUUGUUAUAAGAUUCCAAAAGGAACGGACGUUGUUGUCGGCCAUCCCGGAUGAAUGGGCAGUAGAGGCAUUUGCAAAGGGAUUAAAUCCGAGAAGCUCGAGCGCUUCAUUGAAAUUAAAAGAAAGCCUAUUGGAAUUUCCCGCUACAACAUGGGCAGAUGUUCAUAUUAGGAAUGAAUCAAAAAUCCGAGUGGAAGAUGAUAAGUUCGGAUUGCCGGCUGGAUCUACUGGCCUUAGUCGGAACCAUGAUAGACCAAGAAGGAAUGUUGAUCAUGAUUCCAGAUAUGGAAAGAAAGUAAUAAGUAAGAUUGAUGGUGCGAAGCGGCCCCGACCGAUAAGGUUAGAUCCCAGCCAAAGGGAUAUGAGCUUAUUUUGUGAUUACCAUGGAACCCAUGGUCACUGGACUGCUGACUCCAGGCACUUCAGGGAUGAGGUUGCACGGUUGUUCAAGGACGGUCACUUAAGGGAAUUCUUAAGUGACAGGGCCAAUGAUAACUAUGGAAAGAAUAGGGAUUUUGUCAAACAAGAGUUUCAGAUCGAACCACGUCACGUUAUCAACAUGAUAAUUGACGAGCUCGAAAAAACCAAGAAAAUCCCUCCGAAUGAAAAAUAUGAGGUGACAGGAGUUCGUGGAACCCUUGAUCAUAAACAAAAGAAAGAUUUGUCAAUUGGCGAUAGAAAUAAUGGUCUUUAUAGUCUUUUCGACAUUUUUGCCCCUUUCCGAGCAUUGAGUACCAGUUGGUUAGUUUUCGGAGUUGCAGUUGUUCCGAGAAGUGCGGUGAACAUUAUUCAGUGGGAAGUCAUAGAACAGUUAGCAAUGAUGGGUGAAAUAGAUUUAUCUGGAGGAAUUGAGAAAGGAGUUAUGGAGUUAUUAGUUGUCACUGGAGGCGGAGAGUGGAAUACAAAGUUUCAAGUAGUAAAUGGAGGCACGGAUUUCAAGUUUGUCUUGGGAAGACCUUGGAUUCAAGAUACAAACACCGUGAUCGCAUCUCCAUUCAGACGGAUCAAAAGGAAAAGCGGAUCCCAGGAAGAAAUGAGUUCGGAUGCAAAGGAAGAUUACAAGAUUACCCGGAGAACUUAG